This is a messenger RNA of Limulus polyphemus (Atlantic horseshoe crab), 603 nucleotides long. RefSeq names its product transcription factor 21-like. The transcript has a single exon. Lineage: Eukaryota; Metazoa; Arthropoda; Merostomata; Xiphosura; Limulidae. The record is from RefSeq and is a predicted model, not a curated record. The coding region runs from base 1 to 603 and encodes 200 amino acids. Gene Ontology annotation, molecular function: protein dimerization activity.
AUGGAAUGUUUUCCUAAAAAAUCUGUAGAAACCCCUGACGUUCAGAUCUUCCAUCACGCGCUUUCUUCUCCUGUUGUUUUCUCCAUUGUAAGGUCCAGUCCAGAAAAGUGUCGGUCAUCUCCAGUGGACAGUCCGGUAUCGCAACGCAGUGAGGACGAAGUAUCAACAAAGAGUCUUGACUCACACGACCUUUCGGCUGACCACCUUUUGUCAGACUACCAAAAAGAAAAAUUCAGUGAUAAUGCUUCAACGAAACUUUCUUCUGACUGUGUUUGCUAUUUUCCCCACAAAAAUAACAAUUUGAACGUUAACGACUGUAUCAGAAUUCCUAGUGACAGUAAUUCCGUCGUGCACGGCUCUAGUAAUUUCGUAAAACCAAGCAAGAACCGAGGUGGACUACCAGCUUCUCACACCGUUACUCGAAAGCGCCGAAUAGCCGCUAACGCUCGUGAACGACGCCGAAUGCAUACUCUUAAUAUCGCAUUCGACCGCCUUCGUGAAGUUGUACCGUCAAUCGGAAACGACAAAAAACUAUCGAAAUACGAUACUCUUCAAAUGGCUCAAAGUUACAUCACCGCUCUAAGUGAAUUGCUCAAUAAAUAA